GUCUCCUCUCUCAGUCGAUGAAUCCGGCGCAGCCAUCGCCCUCGUAAGACCAAGCCUGCUCCCCCUUCUCCUCUCUUUUUUGGAUCCAACCCCACCAAAAAAAAAAACUUUAAUGUGACCAGAAAAAAAAGAACGAGAAACUCGGCUAUCUUCCUCCUCCUUUCCGUCUCGUCUUCCUCCCCCUAGAGGGGGAGAGGGAGAGAGAGGUCCAAGAAAAAGGGUCUUAUUCGAUCGCUCAAUCGGAACCGAAACCGAGACGAGACGCGCGACACCGAGACCCGGCCGGAUCCGAUCGAUGAGGCUUAUCGCCGCCAACGCCGACCGCUACAAACGAUCGACGGGCCGCCGCCAGAUCCUCCGCCGCUGCCCAUGUCCGCCUCCUCCUCAUCCUCCGUUGUCGCCGGCCGCCGCGACCUCCGCCUCCCGCCGCCGUGCCCCCACCUCGCCGAUUACCGAUCCAGCGCCCAUGGCCUCGCGAAGCGCUUCCGCUCCCUCCGGCGCUGCCUCUGCGUCCGCCCCCUCGGCCGCCCCGAGAUCCGUCGCGACCCCCACGAGAUCCCGCGCUGCGGCCCCUGCUCCUCCUCAUCCGCCGGCGGCGGCGGCGGAAAGGGGCCGAGGCUGUAUGCCUGCCUCGCCUGCGCCUCCGUCUGCUGCCCCGCCCACGCGCCGGCCCACGCCGAGGAGUACCGGCCGGGGCACGAGAUCGCCGUCGACGUCGACCGGGCGGAGCUGUUCUGCUGCGCGUGCCGCGACCAGGUCUACGAUGCCGAGUUCGAUAAGGCCGUGGUCCUCGCCCAGGCCACCGCCGCCGCUAACGCCUCUGCCUCCGCCUCCUGCCCGCGGCUGGAGAGCCUGAGGAAGCGGCGGAGGGUGGACUACCGGCCGUGGACGGCGGAUCCGGGGGAUUGGGCGGCGAUGCGGCGGGGAUCGAGCCCGCUGCUCUUCCCGGACUCCGAUCCCUCCUCCAUAGGCGCCGCCAACACAUCCUCUUCGUCUCCUUCUUCCCUGCCGUGGGGGCUGAGGGGACUGAACAAUCUCGGGAACACGUGCUUCAUGAACUCGGUUCUCCAAGCGCUGCUCCACACGCCGCCUUUCCGGAACUACUUCUUGAGCGAUCGACACAACCGGUUCGUUUGCCAGCAGAAGGGCGGAAAGAAGAAGGGCGCCAAUGCUGGCAGAAGGGGAGGGGAUUGCCGGAAGCCGUCGGGUGGGUCGUCGGUGUGCUUGGCUUGCGAUCUUGAUACACUCUGCUCCGCCGUCUUUUCCGGCGAUCGGACACCCUACAGCCCCGCCAAGUUUCUCUAUAGUUGGUGGCAUCAUGCAUCAAACCUAGCAAGCUAUGAACAACAGGAUGCACAUGAAUUUUUCAUCUCUAUGCUUGAUGGCAUCCAUGAAAACUUGGAGCAAGACCAACACAAACCUCAAAGCCAAGGCUAUGGAGACUGUUGCAUUGCUCACAAGGUGUUCUCUGGUGUCUUGAGAUCUGAUGUGAUUUGUACCAUUUGCGGCUUCACAUCUACCACAUAUGACCCAUGUUUAGACUUCUCUUUAGACUUGGAUUCUAGCCGCAAUUCUGUGAAUGUGCCCACUGCAAAAUCACAUGGAUGCAAUGGAGAGAAUGAUUUAAUAUUAUCCAGCCAAACUUGUGGAGUAUCUACACUCAUGGGAUGUUUGGAGCGCUUCACAAGGCCUGAAAGAUUAGAUUCUGAUCAAAAAUUCUUUUGUCAACACUGCAAAGUGAGGCAAGAAUCCCUGAAACAGAUGUCCAUAAGGAAGCUUCCAUUAGUUACUUGUUUUCAUAUAAAAAGGUUCGAGCAUUCAUCAAUCAAGAAGAUGUCAAGAAAGGUUGACUGCUAUUUGCAUUUUCCAUUUUCCCUUGAUAUGACACCUUAUCUAUCAUCCUCUGUCCUAAGGAGCAGAUUUGGCAACCGUAUAUUUGCUCUUGAUGGUGAUAUUUCGGAUGCGGCCACUGAGCUAGCUUCGGAGUUUGAAUUAUUUGCAGUGAUUACACACAAUGGUAGACUAGAGGCUGGCCAUUACAUAACCUAUCUGCGGCCAAGUAAUCAAUGGUAUAGAUGUGAUGAUGCAUGGAUCACUCAUGUCAGUGAAAAUAUUGUGAGGGCGUCGCAGGCAUACAUGCUGUUCUACGUACGGAAAACUCUUUACUAUAAGGCAAGGGAAAAUGCUAGUGCCUCAUGACUUAUUUCGUGGGAUGGUGGUCAAUAAGAAGCUCUAGCGGAAACUGGAGUGGAUCGAAAUUCUCAAACCUCUGCAUCCUGGAUCACCUGUUAUUCUGAUUUAAAGACAAUUUUGGGCAAUUUUGUGAAGUGAAACCAACAUACGUGUUAUUGGUUGGAUCUGAUGGGCUCUUUCUAACCAAUAGAGUUAUUGAUCGUUGAUAAAGCAAAAGAGAAUGUGGGGCUAAAAGGGAACCUAAAUUUUUGACGUGUUCCUUUCAACAAUUGAAAAGCUUCUCUCUGAAGGUACAGUUUUACAUAGCAAUCAGUUUCGACUUCAGUUUGAACUCUUUUCAAUUGUCUCUGCGUGUGUGUGUGUGUGUGUGUGUGUGUGUGUGUGUGUGUGUGUGUGUGUGUUUGGGCAUGCAUGCAGGUUUCUCUGAUAUUCUCAUAUUGCUUCCUGUGAACCAUCAUAGGCACAAUAUUUGGUUUAGUUUGUUUGAUGGUGUGUUAAUUUCUCAACUGCUUGCCCAUGUUGGACACUCUGAAUAGGUAUUGCAUUUUCAUUUACUUGCGAAUUCCUUGUAGGGGAAAACUAGAAUCUGGUAUUAACCUCCCUUUAAAAAUCUCUUAAUAAAAGUUAUUUUUUCUUAUCAUAAAAAAGAAGAUUGAAGUAAUAUUUACCAUUUUGGUUCAGCAUAUGCUACUUUGAUCCAUGAAACUGGCACCUUACAGAUGAACAUAUUUCUAUAUUGCUCUUUUGCUGGAAGUUCUGCGGUUUAUGCCAUUGAGAUAAAAAGCUUCUUAUUGUCUAAUAUUUGGUCCCUCCCCUCUUCAUGUAGUCCGUUUUCAAGCCUAGGUAUCCUGGUGUGUUGCUUCCUUGUUGCAUUCUUUCUAAUUGAUGGUCUAACUGCGUACCUCCUGUAGUUACAUUUAUAACAGAAAGAUCUCACAGAAGUGGGUAUUCCAGUCAUUGGAUUGAAGAUGAGAAAAGUAACAAGAACAAUACUUGGCAGUCGUAUGGGCAUGCUUGUAGGGGCAGGCUUUUUGCGCCAAACUCAUUCACAGGAAUAAUGCAACAAGAUAGCAAAUUCUUUAACAAAUAAUUAUUGUUGUAUGAUCUCUAUGUAUAACAACAGUUGAUUUCCCUAUAGUUUCCAGCAAUUCUACAUCAUUAACUACAAAGUCCAAAUUUUGCAGUUCUUUUAGUUAUAAUGCUGAUCAAAAUGCAGGGAUUUCUGCUCCUUGUAUCUAGUUCUGGUAACAAAAUGAUGAACGCUUCAUGUUUUGAUCAAACAUUAUAAUAGCAUUAAAGUGCCUUGCGAUGGA
Phoenix dactylifera (date palm) is the source of this 3506-nucleotide messenger RNA. The record is from RefSeq and is a predicted model, not a curated record. NCBI's taxonomy places the organism in Eukaryota, Viridiplantae, Streptophyta, Magnoliopsida, Arecales, Arecaceae.